This is a messenger RNA of Xenopus tropicalis (tropical clawed frog), 4925 nucleotides long. RefSeq names its product tripartite motif containing 37 (gene trim37). Gene Ontology annotation, cellular component: peroxisomal membrane; perinuclear region of cytoplasm; chromosome. NCBI's taxonomy places the organism in Eukaryota, Metazoa, Chordata, Amphibia, Anura, Pipidae. Bases 236 to 3328 code for a protein of 1030 amino acids. The record is from RefSeq and is a predicted model, not a curated record. Gene Ontology annotation, biological process: protein ubiquitination; negative regulation of gene expression, epigenetic. Gene Ontology annotation, molecular function: zinc ion binding; ubiquitin protein ligase activity. The transcript has 26 exons.
AGUUGUCACCGCCUCCCUCCCCAUCUUUUCAGUGCGGCGUCGCUGGUUUCUGAGUAACAAGCCCCGAAUAAAGAUGGCGGCUGCUGGUUCCAGUGUUAUAAAUGACUGCUGUUAAUUACCUUCCUAUUUUAAUUUAAUACAGGCAUAAGUUGUCUUGAAUGUUCAGCCGCGGUCUGACCGCUAGUCUUUGUGUCCAUCUGCCCCCCUCGUCUCCCUUCACUCUCCCGGCUGCUGCAUGUCUGCAGCUGAAAGGGGGCGUUUUACUGAUCAUUUUCUGACUUGUCUGUGCAGCACCGUCAGGUACCUGACCUACUUCAGGUCCAGGAAGAAAUCCCUGCACUACUGCAAGAUCAAAGAGCCCAAACUGGAGGAGAUGGAUGAGCAAAGCGUGGAGAGCAUAGCAGAGGUCUUCAGAUGUUUCAUAUGCAUGGAGAAGUUGAGAGAUGCUCGUCUCUGCCCACACUGUUCCAAACUUUGUUGUUUCAGCUGCAUCCGGAGAUGGUUAACUGAGCAAAGGGCUCAGUGUCCUCAUUGCAGAGCUCCCCUACAACUCAGGGAGUUGGUUAACUGUAGAUGGGCAGAGGAGGUCACUCAACAGCUUGACACCCUGCAACUAUGCAGCUUGAAUAAGCAUGAGGAAAAUGAGAAGGAUAAAUGUGAAAACCAUCAUGAAAAACUAAGUGUGUUUUGUUGGACUUGCAAAAUUUGUAUUUGUCAUCAGUGUGCCCUGUGGGGAGGAAUGCAUGGGGGACACACAUUCAAACCUUUGGCUGAAAUCUAUGAGCAGCAUGUCACAAAAGUGAAUGAAGAAGUGGCAAAACUGCGUCGGCGACUUAUGGAAUUAAUUAGCCUUGUGCAAGAAGUGGAACGGAAUGUAGAAGCUGUUCGGGGAGCAAAGGAUGAGCGGGUUCGGGAAAUUCGCAAUGCAGUAGAGAUGAUGAUUGCAAGACUCGACACUCAGCUCAAAAACAAGCUUAUCACACUAAUGGGUCAGAAGACCUCUUUGACUCAAGAAACUGAGCUUCUGGAGUCACUGUUACAAGAAGUGGAACACCAGCUUCGAUCUUGCAGUAAAAGUGAACUCAUUUCCAAGAGUCCAGAAAUUCUUAUGAUGUUCCAGCAGGUCCACAGGAAGCCCAUGGCUUCGUUUGUCACUACCCCAGUACCACCGGAUUUUACAAGGGAAGACUUUGUGGGCAUUCAGCUGCAGGCAUUUGACAACAUUGAAGCAAGUGAACUUGUUCCUGCCUAUGAUUCAGCUACCUUUGUUCUGGAAAACUUUAGCACUUUACGCCAACGAGCUGACCCGGUGUAUAGCCCUCCUCUGCAAGUUUCUGGUCUGUGCUGGAGGUUAAAGGUCUAUCCGGAUGGUAAUGGAGUGGUGCGGGGCUACUACCUGUCUGUUUUCUUAGAGCUUUCUGCUGGUCUUCCAGAAACCUCAAAGUAUGAAUAUCGUGUCGAGAUGGUCCACCAGUCUUCCAAUGACCCUGCCAAGAACAUCAUUCGAGAAUUUGCCUCUGAUUUUGAGGUUGGCGAGUGCUGGGGCUACAACCGUUUUUUUCGACUAGACUUGCUUGCUAAUGAGGGGUAUUUGAACAGAACAAAUGACACCGUCAUUUUAAGAUUUCAGGUUCGCUCGCCAACGUUUUUUCAGAAGUGUCGGGACCAGCAUUGGUACAUUUCCCAGUUAGAAGCAGCUCAAACUAGCUACAUCCAGCAAAUAAACAACCUAAAGGAAAGACUUACGAUUGAGUUGUCCCGGAACCAGAAAUCACGGGGUAUGUCUCCUCCAGACACUCAUCUUAGUCCUCAGAAUGAUGAAAGUCCAGAAGCUAGAUCCAAAAAGACAGAUGUUAAUUUAGAGAGUAUCUCUUCCCUACCUGCUCCAAGAGAGGCUGAGGAAGAUGAAGACAAAAGCCUCAGUGUGUUUAAUCAACAGGAUCUGUCUGAUGGGGACCUGGAUGUGGAUUUGGCUGGGGAGGAUGAAGCGAACCAUUUAGAGGGCAGCUGUUCUUCUGCCAGUUCCACUGCCACCAGCAUCACAGAGGAAAAUGAUAUAGAUGAAGAAACCAUGUCAGGGGAGAAUGAUGUUGAGUAUAGCGGCAAUAUGGAUUUAGAAGAAGGAGAAUUAAUGGAAGAUCCAUCUACUGCUGGGGCUGCUGGUGGCCAUGGUUAUGGCAGUGGGAGAAACUCAAGGCGCACAGGAAGCAAUAUUGGAUCCACUAGCAGCAGCAGUUUGUUAGACUUGGAUCCUCUGAUUUUCAUUCACUUGCUGGACUUAAAAGACAGAAAUAGUAUGGAAAAUCUUUGGAGCCUACAGCCAAGGCCACCAACAUCUAUUUUGCAGGCUUCAGCUUCAUGUUCCCGUAAAGAGAGGGACCAAAGACGGCAGCAGACAUCGUGGCGUGUUUCCCCAGAUUUGAAAAUGCUAAAACGUUACAAGUCUCAGGUGCUGGAAGUACGCAGCAAGCUGUCGGCUGUUAAGAACCAGCUGUGUGAAGUCAGAAACAACAAUACUGCAGUCACUGAGAAUCACUGUGGGAGCACUGGGGACCUGGACUCACUAACAAGCAGUAGUGCAGAGGGAUGCACGAAGUUACAAGAGUUAGGUAUGGAGCUCCUCAGAAAGUCUUCUCUUGCAAGCUGUUAUGUGAGAAGUGCUAGCAGUAAGAAGAGCAACUCCCCCAAGCACUCCCGGUCAGGGGAGAAAGCUGGUGCCCUAUCUUUGCGGAGAGCAAUGGAAUGUGGGGAAGGCAGCCAUCGUGUCAAGGCAGAGAGUCAGGCAACUUCGGAAGGUUGCAGUACUGGUACGAAGAAUGUCAGCAGACAUGGAUCACCCAGGUCUCUGACAAACAGCAGCCCAGAAAUCCCUUCUAGCUCUAAAACAGACGAGAGGCAGUCUGAACUGCUUAGCUCAGAAAUACAAGCAAUGUGCAUGGACAAGGGCAGAAAAGUCAUCAGUCUGGGGCCCAGUUCUAAAGGUUGGAGUGGAAAAGACAUCGUACAAAUGGGCAGCCUUGACAGUGACCACGAAGCAGGAGAAAUUACCUCUAUGUUGUCUGAAGUCGCUUCAGUAACGUAUCCAGAAGAAGCUGCUGUGUGCUCCAAACUCGUUCUGCACAUAUUGCCAGGGAUGAGCAGUGACAGCGACAUUGAAUGUGACACUGAAAAUGAAGAACAGGAGGAAAACAUUACGUGUGGUGGAUUUAAUGAUAGCUUCACAUCGCAGGCUCAAGGGGAAGAUCAAGGACGUUCUUUUCCCGACGAAGACAACAAUAUAAGCUCAGAAGACCUUCACUUUCCUGCUGGAGAGGACACAGGAAGGUAAUUUCAUGGAGAAUAUGAACAUUUCACUUCGCUCAUGCUGAAGACUGGAAGGCCUAAACACUAGACUACUUAGCAAAGUGUUCCAUUUUGGAUGCAUAUUCACUGUAUUCUAUUUAUUCUGUGCAUGGCUGCAGCAGGCCGUUAGACAGUGUUGCAAAAUACAACAUUUUUAUUUUCUUUUUUAAUUCUUUUUAUUGUGGCUUCGGAGCACGGAACUGAAAAUAAUACGAGUUCUUAAAAAAAGAUGGAUCUUAAUAAGUAACAAACAUAAGAGCCUUUGAAUAAUACUAAUCACGGCUAGAUAGGGUCUAGAUAACUGGACAUUACCAGCAAUAAUUAUUCACAAAGUUGGGCCUAUUCAGACAUAGGUCUGUUUUUAAAGCUUCAGUGUUACUUUCCUGGCUCUUAAGCAUCUUAUUGCCUAAGCAUCUCGAUGUUUCUCCAGCCAGGCAGGGAGAUUUGCUUCACGUAUUGUCCAUGCAUUGUCCACUAGUGCCCUAGUGUUCCACUGAAGAGCUGUAAGAACCACCUCCAUCUGUGUUCCUGUUUGGAAUGUGGUGAUGAUGAUCUCCCCCUAGUUUGUUAUCCUGCCAGACACUGCUUCAGUUUAUCACCAGUGCACAGGCAAGUAACCUCAUUGCAAUGAAAGUUCUUUAUGCUGAAGGCUGCAGUCAUUCCAAGGGCCGUGGGUGGUUAGUCUUGUAAUCAUUAACCCAGCUCAUUCAUUACUAAGCAGUCUGGUUCCAGAGUCUGCCCAUCACAGGCUGUUCAUUUUUGAGUGUCCCCUUGCAAACUCAAGUUUCACAUUUUCCACUGCAAAGCUCAUUGCUACAGUAGAACUACAAGGUAAUUUGCUUUUUUUUUUUUUUUUUUUUUUUUUUAAAUGAACCAUUUUUCCCUCUAAAUAGUUGUAUUGAGCUGUUAUUGGUCCAUUAUCUGCUGAGACUGUAUUGGUCUUGUCUGUCGUGGCUGUGCCGUGUGUGGCUAGCUCACACCCUGUAGGAGCAAUAACUCCUGCUCUAGUUCAUGUGUAGGCAAUCACUACUUUUAUGUGGAAUUACAAAGUAUCCCUUUGUUUCAAUGAGUGCAUAACGCUAAUGCUUUUCAGCCAAACCGCAGAAAUUGCUUCUUAAAGCUGCUACACUAAAUGCUACACUUGUUGAAUAGCUUUAGGUAGUUUUCAUUCUUAAAUGUGCACUAAACUGGUUAAAAUGCUGCAGAGCCAUAUGAAGAGGGAAAGGGAUUGUAUCGGGGGAAGUUGCACAAGGUUGUUGAGCAAUACAAUAAAUACAGGAGUGGCAUUUGUUCUAGUUCUAGAGCUGCAUGGAUCACUACUACCUUCUGAGUAGUAUGACCAAUUAACUAUCGAACUUGCCAACUCAUCAUCUUGGCUGUUGUAAGCCUGUAAGCUGCUGACUGCAUUAUUUCUGUUGGGUACAAUUACUACAGCAAUCUGAAUGUUAGAUAUUUAAAACCAUUGUUUUUGUUUGUCUGUCUCUUGUUCAUAUUUUUAUAUGUAUAAUUUGGGGUUUGUUUUGUACUUUAAUUUGUAUUUUUGUUGCACUUUUUUGUUAAUAAAAAUUAACUGUAACUCCAAA